AUGAGCACUGCCAUUAGGUUAGUUUGCUUCGCAACGGCGUUGCUCAGUGUUUCCAGCUUCUCAAUACCAUUGAGACAGGACCCAGAGACCCUGUGCAUCGGCCAGCAGAAUUUCUUGAGAAUCGCAAAUGUCGAAAGCUGUACUUUCUACUACCAAUGCUACUCCGGCCAGUCGUACUCGAUGCAGUGUCCGUUCGGUUCAUGGUUCAACGAACAAGAACAGAUAUGUGACGAGUCUGAGGCACCAGAAGGUUGUGUGGUAGAAACAGAACCUACUCCAGAACCGGAACCAGAGGUAACUCCUGAACCAGAGGAAGAAGUUGAACAAGAACCAGAAGAACCAGAACCAGAAGAAGAACAAGAACCAGAACCAGAAGAAGAACAAGAACCAGAAGAAUCAGAACCAGAAGAAGAACAAGAACCAGAACCAGAAGAAGAACAAGAACCAGAAGAAGAACAAGAACCAGAAGAAGAACAAGUGCCAGAAGAGGAACAAGAACCAGAAGAGGAACAAGAGCCAGAAGAUGAACAAGAACCAGAAGACGAACCUGUCACAGAACGAGAGCCCGAGGAGGAGCCAGAACAAGACCAAGAAGAGGAAGAAGAACAAGCACCAGAAGACGAGAAUGAACCAGAAGUAGAAAACCCAGAAGAGGACUCUGAAGUAGAACAAGAGUCCGAGUCUAAUCAGGAGCCGGAAGAGAAUGAUGUAGACGACUCAGAACGACGAUUUAAAACAAGGAAAACAAGGCAAGUAGACUCGGAAGACGAUGGUGAUGAUGGGGAAGUUGACGCUGAGGAAGAGGAUGAUGAUGAUGCAAAUAAUGACGAGGACGAUGAAUCCGCACAAAAGUUCAAAAUAAGAAAAUUAAAGCAAUUAGAAGAUGAUGAUGAAAACUCUCCUAUAGAUGAAAAUGAAGACGACGACAAUGAAGAAGACGAGAACGUAGAUGAUCAGUCAGAUGAUGAUGAAAAUGACGAUGAGGAUUCUGACGAAUCUGUACGAAAAUUUAAAACAAGAAAACUGAAACAGUUAGAAACUGAUGAUGAGGAAUUGGAGCAGUCAGAUGACGAUGAAAAUGAAGAAUCGGAGAACAAUAUGGAAAGAGGUAGAGAACACAACCACAACCAUGGUCAACACCAUGAACAUAAUCAUGAACACGAUCAUGAACACAAUCAUGAACACAAUCAUGAACACGAUCAUGAACACAAUCAUGGACACGAUCAUGAACACAAUCAUGGUCAUCACGAUCAUAAUCACGACGAGUCCGAGGGAUCGGGCAGUGAAGAAAGCGAGGAACUAGUGGAUGUUAUUCCACAAGGAAUCCCCCUUCAGGAGGACGUUGAAAAAGAUGAUGAAACUGAUACACGAAGAUUGAAGCGGUCUUUCCAAGUGAUUGACAGUGAGGAAUUAGAAGAAUCUAUUGAACAAGAUGUUGCUGCUCAAAACAUCUUCUAUAGAUGGCUCGGCGCUAUUAACUAG
Molecule: messenger RNA, 1482 nt
Organism: Pieris macdunnoughi
Lineage: Eukaryota; Metazoa; Arthropoda; Insecta; Lepidoptera; Pieridae
Source: the annotation of a GenBank genome assembly